AUUUAUUUGAAACCAACCAAUAACAAAGAUGGUUUACAAGAUCAACUUCCCUUUCCUUUGAUGAACACUCUUAUUAAUAUAGAAACUAAACAUUUCUAUCCAAAAACUUCAACAUGGCUUCUACUUCCUUUCAUUUUUCUCUCUUUCUCCUAAUAAUAACCAUUUUCUCAUCAUCAAAACUAGCAAUCGCAGCAAACAACACACAAAAUUUCCACUACUUCUGUGAUUUCAACAAUAGAGGUAACUUCACAAACAACAGCACUUACCAAACUAACCUCAAAACACUUUUAUCAUCUCUCACUUCCAACACACAAAUCAACUACGGUUUCUACAAUUUCUCAAACGGCCAAAACACUAACAAAGUAAACGCAAUUGCUCUCUGCAGAGGCGAUGUUAAAAACCAAAACGACUGCCUCAGUUGCCUAAAAGCUUCAAGCAACAAUCUCACACAGCUUUGUCCAAACCAGAAAGAAGCAAUUGGUUGGUACGAAGAUGAAAAAUGCAUGCUGCGUUAUUCAGAUCGAUCCAUAUUUCGAUUAUUGGAAACAGGACCUGCUUAUUAUGCACACAACCUGGCUAACGCAACUGAUUUGAGCGUGUUCAAUGAAACUGUCCGAAACCUGCUAGAUAAUUUAACUCAGAGAGCUUCAUCUGGUGAUUCUAGUUUGAAAUAUGCUGCUGAUAGUGCGCGCGGUCCGAAUGAUCAAACUAUAUAUGGUUUGGUUCAGUGUACGCCAGAUUUGUCUGAAUCUGAUUGUAGUUCUUGUUUGGAUCAGUCUAUAGCGCGAAUACCGAUUGAUUGUUGUAAAGAUAAGAUUGGUGGAAGAGUCGUUAGGCCUAGUUGUAACAUGAGAUUUGAAACCAAUUUUCGAUUCUAUGUUCCUACAGCAACCCCGCCACCACCUCCUCCUUCCUCCACCAAUAAUACUUCCUCACCUCCUCCACCAGGAAAAAGCAAAACUACCACAAUCAUUGCCAUAGUAGUAUCAGUUGUUGCUAUUGUGGUGCUCAUUUUAAUCUUCAUCUAUUUAAGAGCAAGGAAGCGAAGUAAAAGACUUAGAAUUCAAGAAGAAGAAGAAGAAGAUGAUGAUGAUGCUGAUGAAAUUGAAAUUUCGGCGUCAUUGCAAUUCAAGUUAGAUACAAUAAGAGAUGCAACAAAUGACUUUUCUGAUCAAAAUAAACUAGGACAAGGUGGAUUUGGAACUGUUUACAAAGGUACACUCCCCAAUGGACAAGAGAUUGGUGUCAAGAGGUUGUCAAAGGAUUCUGGCCAAGGAUAUUUAGAAUUUAAGAAUGAAGUUGUUUUAGUGGCUAAGCUUCAACACCGAAAUUUAGUCCGACUACUCGGUUUCUGUAUAGAAGGAAGAGAAAGACUGCUUGUAUAUGAAUAUGUUCACAAUAAGAGUCUUGAUUACUUCAUUUUUGGUAGGUUUGUCUCUAUUUCUUUAGUUGUUAUUAAAGACAUGGUUCUGACUUCUGAGAUUCAUAUCUCUUUUAUAUGUUUCUAUACAGAUGAAACCAAGAGAGCGUGUUUAAAUUGGGAAAGGAGGUAUAAAAUCAUUGCAGGUAUUGCUCGAGGAAUUCUUUACCUUCACGAGGAUUCUCGUCUACGCAUUAUCCAUCGUGAUCUCAAAGCAAGCAAUAUUCUCUUAGACGGAGAGAUGAAUCCAAAGAUAGCAGAUUUUGGUAUGGCUAGACUGUUUGCAGUGGACCAAACUCAAGAGAAUACAAAUAGAAUUGUGGGAACCUAUGGAUAUAUGGCACCUGAGUAUGCAAUGCAUGGACAGUUUUCUGUGAAGUCAGACGUAUUCAGUUUUGGCGUAUUGAUUCUUGAGAUUAUAAGUGGUCACAAAAAUAGUGGUGUUCGUCGUGGGGAUACUAAUGAGUAUCUUCUAAGCUUUGUAUGGAGAAACUGGCGAGACGGGUCGCCAACAAAUAUUAUAGAUCCUACAAUAAUCAAUGAUUCAGUAAAUGAAGUAUUGAGAUGCAUCCACAUUGGGUUACUUUGUGUUCAAGAAAAUGCAUCUAGCAGACCAACUAUGGCUUCUGUAGUACUAAUGCUUAAUAGCCAUUCUCUCAGUCUACCAAGACCUUCGGAACCUGCAUUUUAUGUAGGUAGUGGAGCUGUAGACUUUCAAGAUAUAAUGAUGCAAUCAUCGGAGCAUAACUCAGGUCAGGAAUCGAUAAAUCAGGUUUCCAUUACAGAGCUAUAUCCUCGCUAGAUUUUGAUUGUGUAUAGAGUAUAGUCAUAAUAUACUCAGCCAAGAUAUGGUAUACAUGAAUUAAGAACAUAUCUAAGUGGUUGUUUUUAGAGUAGUUUAGUUUAGAAGAUGUUGCUUGAUCCAAAAGGAGAGUAGGUUUUCUUGUAAAUAAGUAGUUUGUGUGUAUCUAUUAGAUCAGUACUUUGUUUGAAGAAUGUCUUAAGACAGAACAUUGUCAUGUGUAUAAAUAAUGUUGAGAAGAUUAAUACAAUGAAGUCUUUUUGUA
Vicia villosa (hairy vetch) is the source of this 2487-nucleotide messenger RNA. RefSeq names its product cysteine-rich receptor-like protein kinase 44. The coding region runs from base 114 to 2222 and encodes 702 amino acids. The transcript has 6 exons. Gene Ontology annotation, molecular function: ATP binding; protein kinase activity. NCBI's taxonomy places the organism in Eukaryota, Viridiplantae, Streptophyta, Magnoliopsida, Fabales, Fabaceae. Gene Ontology annotation, biological process: protein phosphorylation. The record is from RefSeq and is a predicted model, not a curated record.